Monoraphidium neglectum is the source of this 318-nucleotide messenger RNA. RefSeq names its product Membrane-anchored ubiquitin-fold protein 3. Bases 1 to 318 code for a protein of 105 amino acids. Lineage: Eukaryota; Viridiplantae; Chlorophyta; Chlorophyceae; Sphaeropleales; Selenastraceae. The record is from RefSeq and is a predicted model, not a curated record. The transcript is spliced from 4 exons.
AUGGAGGCUUUCGAUGUGCAAGAAAGCUUCACAGUGCAGCAGGUUAAGGAGGCGGCAUUCACGCAGUGGCCUACAGAGGGUCCCCUCUCUAAGGAAAAUCCCACAACAGCGGCUGACCUGCGGCUGCUUUGUGCCGGCAAGUUCCUGGAGAACAGCAAGACGCUCAAGGAGUAUCGAAAGGAGAUGGGCGAUCCGGAGGCGGGGACGAUUGUGACGAUGCACGUUCUGGUGCGGCCAGCGCAGGCGGGCAAAGCAGCAUCCAAGCAGCCCGAGGCCGAGAAGAAGGCUAAGAGCGGCUGCGCGUGCGUCAUCUGUUGA